GCCAUUUUGUUUGUUGUUGUUUACAUUUGAAAAGCUGUUAUUUUAAAUUUUUGUCUGAAUUUUAAUUAAAUUCCUCGUUAAUUAAGCAAAUAAUUAAUAAAAAACCAAUCCUAAUUAAUAAAAUGUCUGAAAAAAUCGACCCCAAGUCAGUUUUGGUGUAUUUAAACGAACUAGGCUACACAGAUAUUGACGCCCAACAACUAAAGGAGUUUAUGAAAGACUUGAAAAAAGUCAUCAAAUCCGAUAGAAAGACCCCAAACAAAGAAAACAAACCCCCAAAACAAAUUGCAGUUCACAUCUACAACAAACCGGCAAAAAUUGAGCCCCCUAAUGUCAAAGCCCCCUCAAAACUCAGCCAAGGAAGCACCAAAACACAAUUUAUCCGUCAAAAAUUGCCUUUAGGCAACUUAAACAAAUCAGAUCCAGUUGCCUUGUACCAUUUCUACCAAUCCGAAUGGAAAAGGACGAAAAUUCCAGGCCAGGACAGCAGAGACGAGCUCAGGUGGGCCAUAAGGGCUCAAAUGUUGAGCGGCCCCAAAGUUGAGGUUAAGGCAAAGACAAGUGUCACAAGGUGCCCUUGGAGCAGAUUCCUGUAACAAAAAUCAAUUGAUGUAUAUACGAAUAACAAUUUAUUUUUAUUAUUAAUGAAAAGUGACAAAUAUAUAAACAUAUAAAGCAAGUGACAAAUAGAAAAAUCAAUAAAACUGUUAAUUGAUUAAAUUGAAUAAGCGCCAUCUAUCAAGGAGCGGCCAAAACUGUAAUUACCAAAAAUCAAAAUUAUGAGUUACAGAUUCCUGUAAUACAAUUUGUAUUGAAAAUUUAAUAUUUAAAGUUAUUGAUAACUAAAUUUGAUAAUAAUGUAUAAAUUAUUGAACAUACAGUGACUCUAUUACCACAGUGGCGACAAUUGCUGUGUUUUUUUUUUUGAUUGUAUAUCUCCUAUAUUUUUAUAUGGAAAACGCCGCCAUUUUGUGACCAACCUCUUGAGCGCCAUCUAUCAAACAAAAGUCAAAAUUAUUUGAAAAACAUUACCACUAUUACAGAAACCUGUAAUCUUUGUAUCUAUUUAUAACAUAAACUGAUAUUUGGGAAUUAAAAAAAAAAAAUGGCAAUUUGUUUAUUUAAUUGUUAAAUUCAGACAAAAAAAAAUCCCUAAUUCUAACCUCAAAAUAGUCCUUAAUCCUAACCUCAAAACGCGUACCGCGUCCUGACAUCUUCCAAUUUCUUGGACACCUCCGCGGCGGUUUUGUCCAAAUCCUGCGCGAUGCUGCGCUGCUUUUGCGGCUCCAACGCGUUGUACUGCUCGCACAAAUCACCAUCGAUGACGUUUUUGACCGGGAAAUAAUAACUCCUGUAGGACAAGUGAUCGCGGCCGCCUAGCGGCGCAUUUUCGCUGCGCAUGUGCAUUUCUAAAUGUUGAAAAAAGUCAUGAUCAUCGUGAGACGUAAAAGGGACCAAAACUCCAAUGGUACCGCUUAAAGUGGCAUAGAUUAGAGACUCACUGCCGCCAGGGAUUAGGGUGGUUUUUUGCAACAUUGUAACAGUUUCGCCGAUGUGGAAUGUGGCAACAGUGCCUGCCUUUUGGGAUGCACCGUUUAAGAGGCCUCUGUCCCAUAAGGCCUUGUUGCCUGUUGGGUCUUCUUCGACGUCAUCGGUGACGUUUGACGGGAGGCGCAAAAUUGAGACGUUGCCAAACUUAUCUGCUGUUGCAAUUGAGUCAUAGUCAAGAAUGCAAGUGGCUGAAAUCCAUUUUGGAUGGGUGUCAUCUGCGAAUAUUAUUAGUUGGUUUUCGGCCCGUUUAUAUCUGACCAUGAAGACUGAUUCUUGGAUGUCUGCGCAAUAGAUUCUUUUGCCAAUGGCUUGAAUACUGACAAUUCCGUUAGGGAUGUGUUUGUUUUGGCAUUUGCGCAGAAGCUUCUUUUUUCCUAAAUCGUAUAGGCGCAACAUACGGCCUACGCCUACUAAAAGGCGGCCGUUGUAUGCGCAUAAGGCUGUAGGGACUAGCUGCGAUGGACUAGGGCUAAAUCAAAAAUAUUGAAAUUUCCCCAUUUUUUUCGAAAAUUUUGAAAUUCCUUUUUUUUUUUAAAAAAAAAUUGAAAUUCUCUCACUUUUUUUCAAAAAAAUGGGAUCUCUACUUUAAAAAAAAAAAAAAUUGUAAUUCUAAUUUUUUCAAAAAAUUUAGAAUCCCAUUAGUUUCUUCCGAAAAAUUC
Ceutorhynchus assimilis (cabbage seed weevil) is the source of this 2210-nucleotide messenger RNA. Lineage: Eukaryota; Metazoa; Arthropoda; Insecta; Coleoptera; Curculionidae. The record is from the annotation of a GenBank genome assembly.